Messenger RNA from Chenopodium quinoa (quinoa), 585 nucleotides. RefSeq lists its product as uncharacterized. Bases 57 to 425 code for a protein of 122 amino acids. The transcript has 4 exons. The record is from RefSeq and is a predicted model, not a curated record. NCBI's taxonomy places the organism in Eukaryota, Viridiplantae, Streptophyta, Magnoliopsida, Caryophyllales, Amaranthaceae.
CAGAGAAUAUGCUUAGCUUGUAAUUAUCAGGGUUGUGGAAAGCUAGAACCUAAAGGAUGAAGCCAAUUGUUGUAUUAAAACUCAAAAUGCAAGUUUAUGGCUUCUGCCUAGCACUAUGGCUUGUUGGAGUUCUACUAAUGACAUUCAACUUCUCUAGUGGCAUAAUGGUUGUCGAUAGCAAUACAAUGACAAUGACAAGUAGAAAUCUGAAGGAAAUCAGAUAUGGUUUCAAGUUUGCUCAGGUAAUUUCAGAUGGUGACGUGAGCUUGGAAGACUAUCGCCCUGUUGAUCCAAGCCCAAGUCAUUCCAAGGCUUCUGUAAAACAUGGACCUAUUCAGCAUGGUGCUCCUUCACAUCCUUACAUUCCAACACCAAAGCCUCCGCCUCCAGCUCCUAAUCCCUUUGACCAUGAUGGAUCGCCUUAACCUGUAAAAGUCGUCAGCUUAGCAUCUGAUCUUAAGAAAGGUAAAAAAAAAAAAAAAAAAACAUAAUGUUGUCUGAUAUUUUGAUGUUUGUAUUCUUUUCACGGAUGCCUAAUGUAUAUCUCCUUCGAGUGUAACAUCUACUUCAGAAACAAUUUGAAAA